Molecule: messenger RNA, 943 nt
Organism: Mytilus californianus (California mussel)
Lineage: Eukaryota; Metazoa; Mollusca; Bivalvia; Mytilida; Mytilidae
Exons: 2
Coding region: 188-850 (220 amino acids)
Source: RefSeq, a predicted model, not a curated record
CAUAUCAUAAUCAAACUUAAUUUUAAACAUGAGUAUAUUUUGCUUGAUAUAUCAUCAUAUCAACUAUGUUUAAUUUGCCGGACAAGCAUUUUGGUUUAAAAAUUUUACUUAUAUAGUAUCAUUCUUUAAAUUCUGUGAUAAUACAGGAUUUCUAUUUUUAUUUUUUGUUUUAUGUAUUUAUAGCAAAAUGCCAAAGCAGAAAAGCAGAACAAGAAGAAAGGCUGCUCCACAAAACCUGGUAGAGGAUGUUCACGAUUUAGUGGAGGAACAAAGUCAGGAGUUACCACCAAUAUACAGGCCACCAGUGCGGAGACGCAAGGCCAGACAAACAGCUCCUGAAAAUCUGUCAGUUCGUGAAACAAAUGCUAAACAGUCGUCUGUUCCAACCGCAAAUGACAUUGCUGAUGCUUUGUUCCUGAAGUUUCAAAGUUCUGGCGUUCAACUUGUCAAAGACAAUACAGCAGUUCCAAUUAAUGACUUAACUGGUAUAUUGUCGUCAUCAUCUAUACAACCAGAAAAUUCGUCAACUACUGACUCCCAGGGACCAAUGUUAGCUGUCUUUCAACCACCAGUUUCCUCAGAUCCUAAUAUCAACACUCCUUCUGAUGGAAGCUCAUCAGAUUGCUCCUUGGUUAAGUCCAACUCCUGUGGCCAUUCCACCUCAAUUUUUGCAUCUAUGACUGAUAAGCUUGUUAGUGCAUCAUUAUCUGAUGCUACUGUGUCAUCAUAUAAUAGAAUGCUAAGUGUGUAUUCAAAUUUUUGUCAGAAAUUUUUUCCAGGAGUUAUUGUACUUCCAUCUACUCAUGUCAUGGUUGCUCAUUUUAUUUCACAUUUGUUUAUUCAAAAUUAGCAACCAUCUACAAUUGCGUCAUACAUAUCAGCCAUCAGUUUUAUACAUAAAAUUAAGUUCUUACAGGAUCCAACAGACACAUUUUUUAUUAAA